Messenger RNA from Lampris incognitus (smalleye Pacific opah), 453 nucleotides. It is a transcript of the gene rln3b, whose product is annotated as relaxin 3b. Gene Ontology annotation, cellular component: extracellular region. The transcript has 2 exons. Gene Ontology annotation, molecular function: hormone activity. Lineage: Eukaryota; Metazoa; Chordata; Actinopteri; Lampriformes; Lampridae. The record is from RefSeq and is a predicted model, not a curated record.
AUGUGGAAGGCAGCGGUGUUGACAUUUGGGUUGUUGGUGGCACUGGUAGGCAGAGUGCGGUCCAAUUAAGGCCACCCCUCCUUUUAUGGGGUGAAGCUGUGUGGAAGAGAGUUCAUUCGAGCUGUCAUUUUCACCUGCGGAGGAUCUCGCUGGAAAAGAAGUGUUGGGGACUCUGGUGCCACUGGACACAAUGAUUUUCACUCAUGGAACACAAACUCCAUGCCUGAAUUUGCCAACGAGCAAGAUCCUUUAGAAUCCGAAGUCUGGAAAGGAACUGUCGAUGUUGCUUCCACUGAUGGUGGAUUCAGCCGCUUAGCUCGCACACCCAUCUCAGAGGAGGUGCUGGAGGCUCUGCGGAGUGUAGAUAGGAAAGGGCGCGAUGUAGUGGUGGGGCUGUCCAAUGCCUGCUGCAAGUGGGGCUGCAGCAAGAGUGAGAUCAGUUCCCUCUGCUGA